Messenger RNA from Sparassis crispa, 3477 nucleotides. RefSeq lists its product with no specific name. The transcript has 15 exons. Gene Ontology annotation, molecular function: RNA-directed RNA polymerase activity. The record is from RefSeq and is a predicted model, not a curated record. Gene Ontology annotation, cellular component: nuclear RNA-directed RNA polymerase complex. The coding region runs from base 1 to 3477 and encodes 1158 amino acids. NCBI's taxonomy places the organism in Eukaryota, Fungi, Basidiomycota, Agaricomycetes, Polyporales, Sparassidaceae. Gene Ontology annotation, biological process: siRNA processing.
AUGCCAGAACCAGAGACCCAGAUACCUCGCUCAAGCUCCGCAUUUUCCCUCACCUCCCAAACUACCCAUUACUCAGACUUCUGUGAUGAUUCGAUGAUUGCUGCAGUUGUUGGACCAGGAGAUGCACAUGUAGGAGAGGAUACAGGUGAACUUGAAGAAUUAAUGGGAGAAGAUGUCCCUGCAGUCCUGUCAUCUGGAAAGAAGCACAGUGCUUCAAAUAUGGAUGACACACCAAGACCUCGGAAAAUGCUGAAGAUAGUAUCCAGCACAAGUUCGUCCAGCACUAACUCUGCUUCCUCCUCCUUGACUUUAUUCUCAUCGCUUGCAUGCCCUCAAAUACAUGUCCAAGUUCCCCAAAUCCACAGCCCAGAUGACCCAUGUUGCCCUGUCAUCAUUGCACACUCAAAUUAUCUCCAACCUUAUGUUGAACGCUUGGCGACAGGUGUACAAUGGCAGAUUGCCACUGCCGUAUCUCGUGACCUUGAUUAUGAUUGGUUAACAAUCCAGAUAUUGGAAGACUUACGGUCCUUGAAGACAAAUACCAGGGCUGCACCGGAAGCAGCAAAGUUGUUUCGGCAAUCACCCAUGAAGGCUGAUGAUGACCGGUUCGAAUAUGCAUUUUCGCAAGAAAAUGCUACCAAGCUUCCAUGGGAAGAACUGGACAAGGAAGAAGAGAUUUGGAAGAAGGACCAUUUUGGUGGUAUUGGCUGCAAUCAGGUCCACCCCGACCUUGCCAAGACAGAGCCAGAUUGGUAUGGUGGCAAGAUCCAUUUCACCGGUGCACUAAGAAUAGUAAGAAAUGCGCUGCGGAUUGUCCUCGAGGACGCUCACCUAGGGUCCUCGAGCCGGUUUAUGCGCCGAUUCGGCUCAUGGGCUUUCGUGCGCGUUCAUAUACAUAAGGACAUCUACUUCAAAAGGAACAAACUUUGCGAGGGAGAUGCCCUGUUCCAGUACUUUGCCCGCCCCUUCAUCAUCAAUGGUUCGGUCUUCCGUGCAUUUUUUGCAAAGGACCAAUGUGUCUUUCUGUUCCAGACUAAUGAGGCAUGGGAUGGAACUCGAGUUUUUGUACCAUCACCUCGCAGCAGGGUACAGACUGCUAAGGCAUCAACUGGAAUGUCAUUGUUGACCUUUCUUAACUGGCACAACCAAAUGGAGGUUAACAAGAAGCAGACAAUGGUGAAAUGGGCUGCCCGUUUUGCCCUAGGUCUGUCUAACUCCAUGCCUGGUAUAAGACUUGAACCCCACCAAGUGAAAUAUGAGCCAGAAAUCAUCUGUGAUGCCUUUGAGGGUCCAUGUAAAGUGCCCAGUGAGAUGGAAAUGACUGAUGGCUGUGGUUUUAUUAGCCGCAGGGUGCUGCGUGACCUGCAGAGUUGUCUUCAAUGGCAGGAUGAACCCACUGCCAUUCAAUGUCGUGUUGCUGGUGCAAAGGGCAUGUUGCUGCUACACCCUGACUAUCAACAUGUCCACGGCACUGAAGAGGUCGGAGUGUGGCUACGACCAUCUCAGAUCAAGAUCAAGCACCUUGAAGGUCCUCUGGAUGUCCAGUAUCUUCCUGCUGAUGCCGAUAAAUCACUGUUGACAAUUGAUGUGCUGCGGUCCAGCCGACUCUCCACACCAGCACACUUGUCCACAGAGACCAUCAUCAACUUUGCCGAGAACAAUGUGCCGAGCAAGGUUUUUGUCACACUGAUGCAUGACAACAUGGCAGAGAAGGUUCUCGGCCUGAUGACAUGGACAGGUGACAAUGCAAUGUACAAGUUAUGGGUGAAUGUGUGUCGUGGUGGCAGUGUUAUUGCUCAGCGACUUGCCCGCAUGGCUGCGGGUACUGCACGUGCUAGGGGCUAUGUCUUCGAAGACCGUGAGCAGGAGGAUGAUGAGGAUGGGAUCAAUGGACUUGAUGGGAUGGGCAUCCACUCGACUGCAUGGUGGGCAGACCAGAUUAGCGGGUGCCCCUCUACCCUUGAAGAGACGGUGAUGGUCCUUCUUGACUCUGGCUUCACCCCACAGAACUCAGCUGUCCUGCGUGCAAAACUGCGUGUGGUAGUCGAGAAUACCAUCAAGAGCUUUGGCUCGCGCUAUCGGAUUGAAGUCCCAAUGUCUUGCACCGCAUUCAUUGUCCCUGAUCCUUGUGGUGUCUUGGGACCGAAUGAAGUUCACGUGAAAAGCUCCCAUCGUAACCUGGUUGAUCAGCAGGGCAACAUGACUGAUCUCAUCCUUGGAGAUGUCUUGGUGACCCGCCAUCCUUGCAAAGUCCGGACUGAUGCACAGAAAGUGAAAGCUGUCUUUCAUGAGAAACUGCGUGGCUAUGUAGAUGUCAUUGUUGUCAAUACCAAAAGCCAUUUCUAUGGGGACACAGACCUGAAACGUCAUCUUGCAAGCAUGACUGGAGGAGGUGAUUAUGAUGGUGACACCAUGGAGGUGUACUGGCAGCCAGAAAUUGUCAACCAAUUUGUCAAUGCAGAUCCAGCAAGGUAUGCUCGAGAACCACCAGCAGUGCAGGGAUGCCUCGACAAGGACGACACAACAGUUGCACAGUUCCUUACACAGACUGCUAAUGCAACCGAGACGGACCUCAUCAUCAAAUUGCAAUCUUACCUUCUUGGCCCAUUACGUGGGGAUACAGCCGCUGUAGGUAACUACUCUACGAUGUGGGAGAAUGCAUCGUACAAGUACGGCUAUGGUCAUGAAAUCACGGUCUUUCUGGCAUACAUGUUCUGUGCUGUGUUGGAUGGCAUCAAGACUGGUGUUUCAGUCAAGCCCGAAAAAUACUCCAGUCAUCUCAAGCAGUACAAGGGCUACUUGCCAGAGUGGAAGGAAACUCCAGAAGACCGUCAGCGCAAUGAGCGCAAUGGCUCAAACAUACUCCAUCUGCGGCGCAAUGAGCACCUUCCGAGAUUCAUCAUGGACGAGCUCUGCAGGCGAUUCAAGGAGGAAAGUCAGAAGAAGCUGAAGGAGAUCCAAGGGCAAUUCGAGCAGGUUGGGGGUACAUUGACCCUAGACAAGGACCUGGCCACUCCUUGGAAUGACGCAGUUGCUCGAGCGAGAUGGCAGCGGGAACAAAGGAACUCGCCAUGGUUUGAAGAAGAGCUCGAGGAGAUCAAGCGACACGUCGAGGAAACUCGUGAGUCAUGGAAGGCUCGAGUGCUUGUCAACAAGUCUAGCAGCAAUUUUACCGAUAUGGCCAUCGAAGACAGACAGGAUAUACUACGGCGGCUGUCCAAGGAGUUUGCCAGCAAACCUGACCCCCAACAAUUGGAAUCCAUGUCAGAGCAGGAAAUGACAAGAGUCCGUGCAUCUUAUGCCUAUGUCCACGACUUUCAUGCUGCCGGGAAGGUCAAGUGGAGCCGCUUUCCUUGGGACGUCGCAAUGCGCGAACUCUGCGAGAUCAAGGCAAAGGCCACAGGCCACACAAAGACAACGGUUGAAGGCUUUUACAUGCGCUUUACUAUGGGUAGAGCAUUCCUUAACGACUUAUAA